Messenger RNA from Harpegnathos saltator (Jerdon's jumping ant), 3513 nucleotides. RefSeq names its product Regulatory particle non-ATPase 2 (gene Rpn2). Bases 262 to 3318 code for a protein of 1018 amino acids. Gene Ontology annotation, cellular component: proteasome regulatory particle, base subcomplex; nucleus; proteasome complex. Gene Ontology annotation, biological process: proteasome-mediated ubiquitin-dependent protein catabolic process; regulation of protein catabolic process. NCBI's taxonomy places the organism in Eukaryota, Metazoa, Arthropoda, Insecta, Hymenoptera, Formicidae. The record is from RefSeq and is a predicted model, not a curated record. Gene Ontology annotation, molecular function: enzyme regulator activity. The transcript is spliced from 14 exons.
GACAUUGCGCAGGUUUUUUAUAUAACAAAAAAGCUGCGCAAUAUUGCUAACGACACAGACAACUGUCGAUAAGUGGUUACGGAAUAGCAGCCCUGGUACAUAUUUUUCGGAGUCAUAUAUUGAGUCGAAGUUAGCAGUCUAGUUGUAGGCUAUAGAAGUCUAUGGUCAAAACAUCUAUUAGCCACUCAAGCAUUUCUCUGGUUCGUGGUGCGCCGCCAUAACGUGUUUUCCUGUUUUCCUCGAGAAAGUUACUGUCGUCCAAUGAAGAUGAAUAUCACUUCAGCAGCUGGCAUAAUCUCCUUACUUGAGGAGCCUAUGCCUGAAUUGAAGGUUUUUGCCUUGAAAAAGUUGGACAUGAUAGUUGACGAAUUUUGGCCUGAGAUUUCUGAAGCCAUAGAAAAGAUAGAAAUUUUACAUGAAGAUAAAUCAUUCAAUCAACAUGAACUGGCUGCUUUGGUGGCUAGCAAAGUAUACUAUCAUUUAGGUAGCUUCGAAGAUUCUCUGACUUAUGCUCUUGGAGCUGGAGAACUGUUUGAUGUCAAUGCUCGAAAUGAAUAUGUUGAUACUACUAUUGCCAAGUGUAUUGAUUACUAUACUCAACAACGUGUUUUGGAAGCAGAGGGCAAGCUUCCUCCUGGUAAUAAAGGUAUUGACCCUAGACUGGAGGGAAUAGUAAAUAGGAUGUUCCAACGUUGUCUGGAUGACAAUCAGUAUCGCCAAGCUUUAGGUCUAGCCCUUGAGACACGUCGGAUGGAUGUUUUUGAGGCUGCCAUUAUGCAGUCUGAUGACGUGAGCGGAAUGUUAUCCUAUGCCUUUCAAGUCGCCAUGAGUCUCAUUCAAAACCGCGGAUUUCGCAACACCGUACUGCGCUGUCUGGUCAGUCUGUAUCGAAACCUGGGCACUCCCGACUACGUCAAUAUGUGUCAAUGUUUGAUCUUCUUGGAUGAUCCAUUGGCCGUGGCCGAGCUUCUCGAUCGACUGAGCAAGGGCUCUCAGGAUUGCGUGCUGAUGGCGUAUCAGAUCGCUUUCGAUCUAUAUGAAUCUGCAACGCAACAAUUCCUCGGCCGCGUCCUACAAGCUUUGCGUGCCACCGCGCCCAUUCCGGGCGCGCUGAUGGUUAAACCAGUGGUCAAACCCGCCGCUACCACCGUCACCGCUAACACCAAGCCUGUUGAAGCUACGGAAUCCGCGAGCAUAGAGACCGAUAGCAGUACUACCCCUGCGGAAGAUAAAACCGAGCGCAGUGUCGAAAGUUUGAAUGCGGAAGAAAGAGAGCAGCAAGAACGUGUGGACGCUCUCUCUAGUAUUUUGGGCGGCGAGGUAUCGAUCGAUCUGCACUUGCAAUUCCUUAUUCGCAGCAACCAUACUGAUAUGCUGAUCCUGAAAAAUACCAAAGACGCCAUACGAGUUUCGAUUUGUCACACCGCCACUGUAAUCGCUAACGCUUUCAUGCAUUCGGGAACGACUAGCGAUCAAUUUUUAAGAGACAACUUAGAAUGGCUAGCCCGAGCUACCAAUUGGGCGAAACUUACUGCAACCGCGUCUUUGGGAGUGAUACACCGAGGACAUGAGCAAGAAGCUUUAGCUCUGAUGCAGUCUUACUUACCGAGAGAUUCAGGUGCCGCUGGUGCUGGAUAUUCCGAGGGCGGCGGUUUAUACGCUUUGGGAUUGAUCCAUGCUAAUCACGGUGCUGCCAUCACAGACUACCUCCUCGGCCAAUUGAAGGAUGCUCAAAAUGAGAUGGUUCGUCAUGGAGGUUGUCUCGGGCUAGGAUUGGCCGCUAUGGGUUCUCAUAGGCAAGACGUUUAUGAACAGCUGAAAUUUAACUUGUACCAAGACGACGCAGUGACCGGCGAAGCCGCUGGUAUCGCUAUGGGAAUGGUCAUGCUGGGAUCCAAAUCCACACAAGCUAUUGAAGACAUGGUCGCGUACGCCCAAGAGACGCAGCACGAAAAGAUUCUCCGAGGGCUGGCCGUCGGCAUCGCGUUCACGAUGUACGGCCGCCUCGAGGAAGCGGAUCCCUUGGUGACAUCAUUGUGCGCGGACAAGGAUCCGAUCCUGCGUAGGAGCGGCAUGUACACUUUGGCGAUGGCUUACUGCGGCACCGGAAACAAUCAGGCCAUCCGCAAGCUCCUGCACGUUGCCGUUUCUGAUGUUAACGACGAUGUUCGGCGAGCCGCGGUUACCGGUCUAGGAUUCCUGCUGUUCCGAACUCCGGAGCAAUGUCCUAGUGUGGUCUCACUCUUGGCCGAGAGCUAUAAUCCUCACGUGAGAUAUGGCGCUGCUAUGGCUCUGGGUAUCGCUUGCGCUGGCACAGGUCUGAAGGAAGCUAUCGCGUUGCUGGACCCAAUGACGAACGACCCCGUGAACUUUGUCAGGCAGGGUGCGCUAAUCGCCUCUGCCAUGAUCCUGAUUCAGCAGACGGAAUCUACAUGCCCUCGCGUCAAGGAUUUCCGAGCUCUGUAUGCCAAAGUGGUUGUGGACAAACAUGAGGACGUUAUGGCGAAGUUCGGCGCUAUUCUGGCGCAAGGAAUCAUCGAUGCUGGUGGCCGCAACGUGACCGUGUCACUGCAGUCAAGAACGGGUCACACAAAUAUGCUGGCGGUGGUCGGAGCUUUGGUGUUCACUCAGUACUGGUACUGGUUCCCGCUGGCGCACUGCUUGGCCCUGGCCUUUACACCCACGUGCCUGAUCGCGCUCAACGCUCAGCUGAAGAUGCCCAAGCUGGAGAUCAGGUCGAACGCCAGACCGAGUGUUUACGCUUACCCCGCGCCUCUCGAAGAGAAGAAACGGGAGGAGAGAGAGAAGGUCACCACCGCUGUGCUCAGCAUCGCAGCGCGUGCCAGGAGGCGCGAGUCUGAGAGAAGGGCCAGGGACUCGCAUGAGAAGAUGGACGUGGAUACACCCUCGGAGACGAAGGAGUUGCCGGAGGUGAAGGAAGCAUCAUCUUCGAAGGAAAAAGACGAAAAGAAAAAGGAGAAGGAUGACAAGGAGGUUAAAGAGACCAAGGAGCCCAAGGAAAAGACCGAGAAGAAAGGCAAGGACGAAGAGAAAGAGAAGAAGGAACCGGAACCGAAUUUUGAGAUUCUUCAAAAUCCUGCGCGAGUUUUGCGUCAACAGUUGAAGGUCAUUCAGCUGGUCGAAGGCAGUCAUUAUGUUCCCGUCAAAGAUAUUCAAAUUGGUGGCAUCGUCAUGGUCAAGCAUAUCCAGACCGAUACCGAGGAGGAGCUCGUCGAGCCUGUCGCCGCCUUCGGGCCGAAGCCUGACGAGGAGAAGGAAGCCGAACCGCCCGAGCCCUUCGAGUACACCGAGGAUUAAGGGGCGAAAGCACGCGUCGCCUCGUUCCGUCAUCCUGACAUGCCUGUUAUUCGUCAUCGCGAUGGAAUCGCGAUACAUUCGUCCUUACUCUCCGUUAAUACCACACGCCUCUUUUUUUAUAUUCGUCGCGAUUUCCGUGUAUGUGUCUAAUUAGCGAAGUAAUACGAAACUGUAAUAAAUUUAUUGCGCCGAAGA